Telopea speciosissima is the source of this 906-nucleotide messenger RNA. RefSeq lists its product as uncharacterized. The record is from RefSeq and is a predicted model, not a curated record. The coding region runs from base 1 to 906 and encodes 301 amino acids. Gene Ontology annotation, molecular function: RNA-DNA hybrid ribonuclease activity; nucleic acid binding. Lineage: Eukaryota; Viridiplantae; Streptophyta; Magnoliopsida; Proteales; Proteaceae. The transcript has a single exon.
AUGGGAGCAAUGUUAGCACAACAUCAAGAAGAUGGCAAGAUAGAACAUGCUAUAUACUACCUGAGCAAGAAAUUUGUGGACUAUGAGACUAGAUAUACACCACUAGAGAAAGUCUGCACGGCUUUGAUUUGGGCCACAAGGCGGUUAAGGCAUUGCAUGAUAGCCCACCAAGUGUUUCAGAUCUCGAGGAUGGAUCUAAUUAAGUACAUAUUCAAGAAAUUCACAUUGACAGGAAGAUUAGCACGACUGCUCUUAUUAUCAGAGUUUGAUAUCAAACAUGUGACACAGAAAUCAAUCAAAGGAGGAGCAAUCAUUGAUCAUUUAUCAGCACAUCCAACCCUUGAAACUAGACCAUUGGAAAAUGUAUUUCUCGACGAGGACAUUGUACAAUUGGAACCUGAAGAAGUUGAUACGAUCUGGAAAUUGCUAUUUGACGGAGCAGCCAAUUACAAGGGUUGUGGAGCUGGCAUACUAUUAAUCACUCCUGAUGGAACCCAUAUGCCCUGGGCAUUUAAUCUAGACUUUGAAUGUUCCACCAACAUGGCUGAAUAUGAAGCUUGCGCCAUAGGACUUGAGGCCGCCAUAUCAAUAGGGCUCAAGAGACUAGAAGUCUAUGGGGAUUAUUCCUUGGUCAUAUGCCAAAUGCAAGGAAAAUGGAAAAUUAAGGACGAAAAGUUGAUUGCCUGUCAAGAGCAAGUUAAAAUACUAUCUAGGAAAUUUGAAGAAAUCACUUUCUCCUACCUGCCAAGAGACAGCAAUCCGUUCGCCGAUGCACUAGUAACUUUGGCAUCCAUGGUUGAGAUGGAAUCCAAAACAGAAGUACAUCCAUUCUCGAUUAAACUAAGACAUCAACUGGCAUAUAUCAAUCACAUCCAUGCCUUGACGGUUGAUGGAAGACCAUGGUAG